UUUUUUUUACAAAACACGACCACACAGCACACAUUAAUCUGAAAAGUAUCAAUAAUGUCCAUAAUCAAUGGAUACCUAAACUUUCUGCACAGCUUCCAAAGGGAGCAUCCGUUUCUGCCCAACAAUGAGGCAUUGCGUCAGGGAGCUCAGUGUUGGGUGCGUCUGAGCAACCAGGCUAAGAGCAAAUAUCGCAGAAGGCCUAAAACCAAGCUCAGAUCCAAACUCAAGCCGAAGCCGAGGCGAAAGGCAAAUCUACGCGCACUAAAGCCGAAGCGAAGGAUUCAACGUCAACGUCGGCCUCGGCGUAAAAAUCAAACCGGACGGACACGCCAGAAUCGCCCACGUCGAGCCCCUCUGAAGAAACCUCGACCACCAAUGGUCAAGCCAAAGCCAAAAUAUUUGCAGCCCAAAAAGCCACAAUGCAAGCGCUACCCUUUUCAACCAAAAUUCCAGCCUCCAGAAAACGGACCAAGCCACCCGCUUCCCCCACAAGUACAGCCCACAAAAGUUAUUAAGUGCAAUAAGGCCUUUGAGACCUAUUUGCGUUUAUGUCGCCAUAAGUACAGGAAUCUGACGAGUGACCAGAUAUUGGCCAAGGCCAAGCAGGCGUGGCCCAACUUGACGCGUAGGCAGCGUACAAUGUUUGUGUGCCAGAGAUGCAAGAGACAACGCAAAUAGUGGCUCUAUCGAAAUCUUUAUUUAUUGUUCAAAUAAGUUAUAUUCUGUGUUCAUUGUGAUUCUUGUCAACCGAGUCUUUUGGCAAGCAAGUGAGCUCCAAUAGAAAGUAUCUGAAAAUUCAAUAUCGAAAAAUGUCUUGCAUAUGUCAAUACUACGCUCCGGCUUUGAAUAGCCGCAGCCAAAUCUUACCAACUGCAGAUGAAGAAACCGAGGAAAACGUUGUGGACAUCACGAAUGCGUCCGAGUCCGAUGAUACGAAGAUUGCCGUCUGUGCCUCGGAACUGGCCAGUUGUCGGGCCGAGAAUUGGCUGCUGAAAAAGAAGUUGCACGACUACGAGAUCACGAUCGAAAAUUUGGAGCAACUAGUCGCCACAGUGGUAGACAAACAGCACCACAUUCUCGGUGAGAUGUUUGAGCUGCGACAGAAGAACCAGGAACUGGACACCGAGUGUCGUCUGCAGCGUGAAUACCACUUGGUGGAACGCAAUGCAUUGCUUCAGCAGUUGCAAGAGGCAAAAACAUUGAUAUACCGUAGCACCAAGAUGCUGCAGAGCACGUCAACUUACACGUCCGACCACUCGGAGACCGACGAAUCCUAUUCCGAGACGGCGCUGCAACAUCAAAUGCCUCCAGAGGAGCAGCAGGAUGAGGGGGAAGAAAACAAUAGCGAAAGCGACGUUGAAACUGAUCUUGACAGCUAUAAUGAGGAUGAGUCUGAGUCCGACAGCAGCUCAUCGAUAGCAUCCUCACGCUCCCUAACUCGUGGCUCAUCAACUGCCAGUUCCCGCUCCAGCUCUCCACUUUCCAGCGAUUCCGAAAUCCCUGAAACAGACAGUGACGUUGAAACGGAGCGAACGGACAGUGAAACCGAUAACACCUAAACAAAGACAUUGUCCACAGCUUGUUAUAUAUUUUUCUACUUAUAUAUCGUUCACGUUUUCCCAAGACACACACAAUCCAUGAGCACACCUAAUCAGAUUGCCUUCUCUGGUUAGGCCUUUUAGUGAGAAUGAGAGACGAAAUUUGUUAGUAGUGUAAGGCCCACUCAGGUCGUUCGUAUAAAACAGCACCUGUGUGCAGUCUAAAUAAAAUUUGCAUUUACCGUUCAA
Messenger RNA from Scaptodrosophila lebanonensis, 1787 nucleotides. RefSeq lists its product as uncharacterized. The record is from RefSeq and is a predicted model, not a curated record. The coding region runs from base 810 to 1559 and encodes 249 amino acids. The transcript is spliced from 5 exons. NCBI's taxonomy places the organism in Eukaryota, Metazoa, Arthropoda, Insecta, Diptera, Drosophilidae.